UGUUUGUUGUUUGUGUUGUGGUUGGUCAGUGUGAAGUGGUCAUAAAGCAGAAACUGGACCAUGGAUUUUUAGCUGACCUAAUUCUCCACGCACCAAAGGCACUGCAUGGAUGGAGGGUGCAUGUCCUUUUUUCAACACCCGUCAACAAAAUAGACAUAUGGGAUGCUCACGUUGUUCAGAAACUUAACAAUGGGAGGGAGUUUGUCAUUGCCAACAAAAAUUACAACAAGGACCUCGGUGCAGGCGACACAAUCAAGAUGGAGAUCGAGGCUCACACAAGCGUCCAUACACUACCAACUGCGUCACUGUACUUCGAGGGAUUCCAGCCAUCCGGGUAUCCAGCCACGCCCUCGCCCAGCAGUCACAUGACGACGACACCAGUGACGUCACAUCACGGAAGUGGAAACAGCAACUACAACUACACGAAGUUACUUGGGGAUUCUAUCUUGUUUUACGAGGCCCAGCGUUCCGGCAAACUCCCUUCAGAUAACAGGAUCCCCUGGAGGGGGGACUCAGCGUUAGGGGACAAGGGGGACCGCGGGGAAGACCUCACAGGAGGGUGGUAUGACGCUGGGGAUCACAUCAAAUUUAAUUUUCCGAUGGGAGCGUCCGUGACCUUGUUGACCUGGGGGAUGAUCAAGUUCAAGGACGCGUACGUCAGCUCGGGUCAACUGGAUCAUAUGUACAGCUGCAUAAAAUGGCCGCUUGACUACUUCCUGAAGUGCUGGGAACCUUCGCGGCAAGAACUUUACGUACAGGUUGGCAAGGGCAAAACUGACCAUGAUGUGUUUGGUCGCGCUGAAGAUAUGACCAUGCCCCGCCCAGCAUACAAGGUGACUGCAGCGCAUCCCGGAAGUGACGUAGCGGGUCAAAUGGCCGCAGCAAUGGCGGCGGGAGCAAUUGCUUUUGAAACAAAAGAUAAGGUUUAUGCUACAAAGCUGCUGACAGCCGCUAAAAGCCUGUAUGCAUUUGCAAAGGCUCACCAAGGAAAGUACAGCGACAGUGUAACGGAUGCAAAGGAAUUCUACGGAUCCUCGGGGUUCCAGGACGAGCUGGCACUGGCGGCGGUCUGGCUGUAUAAAGCCAGUAUGGAGAAGCACUACCUGCAGGAUGCGGAGACGUACGUCGCCACGGGCACAGCGUGGGCGUUGGACUGGGAUGACAAGGACGUCGCCGUCCAGAUGCUUCUGUAUGGGGUGACGAAGGACAAGAAAUACAGUGCAAUGGUUGAAGCCUUCCUCCAGGACUUCAUGCCGGGAGGCACCGUGCCGUACACGCCGUGCGGUCUGGUCUUCAGGGACAAGUGGGGGCCAUUCAGCUAUGCAGCCAAUGCAGCCAUGUUGGCUCUGAUGGCGGCCGAGGAUGGCCUUCACCCUGACUCAUACCGCGCAUGGGCAGAAGGUCAGAUCUCCUAUAUGCUGGGUGACAACAAGUACCAUAUGAGCUUCGUCGUCGGCUAUGGGUUGAAAUACCCACUACAUGUCCACCAUUCUGGAAGCACCUGUCCGAAUCCUCCCGCAACCUGUGACUGGAGCAAUUUCGACUCCCCAUCUCCAAACGCUCACGUGCUGUACGGAGCUCUGGUUGGAGGGCCUGACGCCCACGACAACUACAAGGAUCUCAGGACCGACUACAUCCACAACGAAGUUGCGUGCGACUACAACGCCGGCUUCCAGUCGGCUGUAGCAGGUUUGCUACAUUUAAAAAACAGGAACCAGCUCCCCGCCCCAAGUCUUCAUGGGUGUACAUAGUGGAACUCUCGCCUGCAACGUUAACUGUUACACAUCAUUAAAGAUGUCUAUGUUGUU
This is a messenger RNA of Haliotis rubra (blacklip abalone), 1808 nucleotides long. RefSeq names its product endoglucanase A-like. The transcript has 11 exons. Gene Ontology annotation, biological process: carbohydrate metabolic process. Gene Ontology annotation, molecular function: hydrolase activity, hydrolyzing O-glycosyl compounds. The record is from RefSeq and is a predicted model, not a curated record. Lineage: Eukaryota; Metazoa; Mollusca; Gastropoda; Lepetellida; Haliotidae. The coding region runs from base 258 to 1751 and encodes 497 amino acids.